Messenger RNA from Plasmodium fragile, 1542 nucleotides. RefSeq lists its product as uncharacterized. Gene Ontology annotation, molecular function: metal ion binding; mRNA binding. NCBI's taxonomy places the organism in Eukaryota, Apicomplexa, Aconoidasida, Haemosporida, Plasmodiidae. The transcript has a single exon. The record is from RefSeq and is a predicted model, not a curated record. Bases 1 to 1542 code for a protein of 513 amino acids.
AUGAAUACACCGGCACAAAUAAACAAUACUCGCAAGAUGAACCAACCGGCUGACAUAAAAUACCAAUUUACGAAAACCAAAAUUUGCAAACACUUCCUAGAAAACAGAUGUGUAAAUAAAGACAACUGCAACUAUGCUCAUGUGCUGGAAGAAUUAAGACCUCUACCAAACUUAGAAAAUACAAAAUUGUGCAAAAGCAUUAAGAAAAAAAUCCCCUGCUGUAACCCUAACUGUAAAUAUGCCCAUAGAAUUGAAAAGUUGCAACCAAGUACUGAUCUAGCUACCUACAAAACUACUCUGUGUUAUUUCUGGAAGAAGAAAAAAUGUAUGAAUCAGGAUAAGUGCAGAUUUGCUCAUGGUAUUGAAGAAAUUAGACCUUUAAGAUUAUCAAAGGAAGGGGAAAACGAAAGGCAAUCUCUUCCCCUCUCCGAUGUUGAUUCUAGUUUAGGCACACAACACUACCAGCAGAAGGGAAAACCGACCGUCAAAGGGACAAAUGAGACGGGCAUAUUGCCUGGCACAAAAUGGGGCAAGAAGUGGGAUCGAAAUGGGGGUAACAUGUGGCGAAGAGAUGCAAGCAGGAGUGGGGCCAAGCGUCCAGGAAAAAUGUGGUACGAACAUGGCGCCCAAGUGUGGGAAGCCCGUAGAGAAAAAUUGAGAGAAGAUCAUGGAAUCAAUCUAUUGCAAGAUUGUAGUCAGGGUAAAUGGAGCAAAGAACGAGAUAGCAAUCGCACCAUCGAGCGAACAGAGGCUCCAUAUGACGAACGAACGAAGCAUACACACAACUUCCUAUUAGAAGAAGAAAGGGUUCCAGAUGUCCUGUCCAGCACACACCUAUUCGAGAACAGCACAGUGAUGGAAAAUGGUUUAUUCCAGCUGAAUGAUAACUUUUUAAAUAUAUGUAACAGAGUGAAUUUCGAUGUGGAUGCUCUUUACGCCUCCCCAGGAAACACAUAUUCUAGCGAAUACGAGAAGAAGGAGUCGGAAGAAAAUAACAGUUGGGAAGACUCCAUUGUAGAUAUGAAUUUUCUGCAUUUGGAUUACCUUAACGAUGAGGAAGAAGUUUCAAAAUAUGAAUUAUUUCGUGGCAGUGCCCUCGACAUUAAUCUGCCGAACUUCCAAACAAACCCAACUAAGAGAAUAAAUCAGGACGUACAUAUGAGUAGAAGUUAUGAUGAAAAUAUGUGGAGUAAAGAACAUGGGGUGGUUAAUAGAAACUGUGGUGUAGGAGGAGCUGUGAAUCCCGAAAUAAGCCAAAGUAUUAAUCACAAUCUGUUCUUAGAUACGCGUCCAAAUGCAUGCGAAAAAAAUGUGCGUAGCAGAGGUGCCAGUGGGAAUAACCAACAGAUGAACAUUGGUAGAAAUCAGGGCACAAUUCCCAACCAACCUAAUAUCUUCAUUUGGGAAUCGAUCGAAGACUUGUUUUCAUUUGGUGCUACUUCCUCAGAGCAACUGCUCAGCGACUCUGAAUUAUUUGCCAAAUGGUGUAAAAGUAUAAAAGAUAGAAAUGUGAAACAUUUUAAUAACUUAUGUUUAUUCUAG